Lichtheimia ornata is the source of this 1581-nucleotide messenger RNA. RefSeq lists its product as uncharacterized. The transcript has 7 exons. Gene Ontology annotation, biological process: transmembrane transport. The record is from RefSeq and is a predicted model, not a curated record. Gene Ontology annotation, cellular component: membrane. Gene Ontology annotation, molecular function: transmembrane transporter activity. NCBI's taxonomy places the organism in Eukaryota, Fungi, Mucoromycota, Mucoromycetes, Mucorales, Lichtheimiaceae. Bases 1 to 1581 code for a protein of 526 amino acids.
AUGGCAUCGAAUGGUGAUGAAAAAACACACAUGGACGUAGACACCAAGAAGGAACCACCCUAUGCUUCAGCAGAGGACAUUAGCGAUGAUCCACAACAACAAAAGCAAGAACAUGGUUUACAUGAGAGUGAUGCAGCACUUGCUAAUGCUCCUUGGCGCUACAAACUAAUCGCACUCGCGACCGCAUUGAUGCUUCCAGUGGGAUCCCAUUUCUCGGGUGCUGCUCUUGGUGCCAUGAAGGCUUCUAUUAAGGAGAAUCUAAUGAUUGAUAAUACUCGUUACGGUGUGUUGUCGAGUGCCGUGAGCAUUAUCAACACGGUCUUCCCCAUUGUCGGUGGCUUCUUUAUUGACGUGUGUGGAACGGUGUGGGGCACCAUUGUUGUCAAUUUGAUGAUCUUUACUGGCAGUUUAUUAACGGCGAUUGCGGCAAGAAUAUCCAGUUUUUCAUUGAUGGUGGUGGGCCAGGUCGUUUUUGGUAUUGGCAGCGGGUUGAUUGUGACGAUGCAAGAAUCACUCCUAUCGAAAUGGUUCCGUACAAAGUAUCUCGCCUUUGCUAUUGGCAUGCAGCUUUCCAUCAGCCGGCUCUCCACCUUUUUGGGAACAUUGGUAUCCAAUCCUAUUGCAAUCCGCAUGAAUGAUUGGGUUUGGGCGUUUUGGCUGGCUUUGACGCUAUGUGCCUUUUCGAUCAUUAUGAACAUCAUUUACGCCCUGGUGCUAAGACACUUGCAAGGCAAUGUCAUGAGCAAGGCUGAAAUGUUAAAAAUCAAGGCCAAAAAGACCGUCCAUGUCAAAUCGGUGUUGCGUUUCCCUCCUUACUUUUGGUUGAUCCUUUUCAUCGAGUUUGUGUAUGCUGCCGUGUGGACUGUACAUCAAUCGGUGGCCACUGAGCUUGUGCAAAUCCACUUUGGUACCACUCAGGUGAUUGCAGGCUAUAAGGCUAGUAUCUCUCAAGUCGUUCCCAUCGUCACUACUCCCGUGCUCGGUCUUUUUAUGGAUCUUUUUGGUCGUCGUGUAUCCAUCUUGAUUUGCUCGGCUGCAUUAUUCAUGAUCAGCUGUGGUCUUUUGGGCUGGACAAUGGUGGAGCCUGUUGUUGGCAUGAUUUUGUAUUCCUUCUCUCUCGCCUUUGGUCCCAUCAGUAUGAUCACAUCCAUUGGUAUGAUUUUGCCAUCCGAUUACAUUGGUACUGGUCUUGGUCUUUUCAAGGGCUCUAAUAACAUUGGCUCAUCCAUUCUGGAUAUCGUGGUGGGACUUGUACAGGAUAACACUUAUGAAGGAACCUAUGUCGGUGUUAUGAUUGUAUUCUUGUGCCUUGCAGCAGUAGGCUUGCUGGUCAUCCUAUGGCUCUGGUACACCCAAUACAAAUACCUUGGCAACCUUUUGGAAAUGUCUCGCAAGCAACGAGAACAACGCAUGGCUGAGAUCAACGACAAGGAAGUUAUGAUGUCCAAACAAGGUCUCGAUGCUAUGAACGAGCGUACUACACGUUGGUACAACUAUGCUUUUCUUGGAAUCUUUGGGUUCUUCUUUGUUGCCGCUUGGGUUUUAUUCUUUGUAUUCUCUGCUACUGGCAACGUUGCCUAA